This is a messenger RNA of Phalacrocorax carbo (great cormorant), 6447 nucleotides long. Lineage: Eukaryota; Metazoa; Chordata; Aves; Suliformes; Phalacrocoracidae. The record is from RefSeq and is a predicted model, not a curated record.
CCGGAAGCGGCUUUAGGGCUCGGCAGGGGUCGGUUGCUGCCGCCCUGCCAGGCGGGCGCCUGCUUCGGCGGGGGCUGCGCAGGGGGGCCCGGCCUCCCCGCGCAGGGCCCGGCGGCCGCGGGAGCCGCGCCGGGGCGAUGCUUUGACAGACGGAGCCGUGUAGAUAAAAACCGGUUAAUGGGCACGCAGGUCCUGGCCCCCUUUCGCCGCAAAGGAAGCAAGUAGUGCUGCUGCGGGUUCCUGCUAGGCUCCCUUAGCGCCCAGAAGUGACACGGCUGGGGGGGGGAAUCGUUAUGAGGAACUACUGGGAGAAUUUUGGUUAAUUAGUGUUUGGGUCUAAUGACUUUCAGUUAGGCUUCUCUUAGUUUAAAUGCCUUUUUGUUGAGAAGGCUUCAUUAGGACAAGCUAGCAAAUCUUGCUCCCUUGGAAUGGUGAAGCUUGUGCCUGUGGUGUGGACAAAAUAUAGAAGGCUUAAGAAACAAGAGGUUUCUGAUACUGUUGCUUGAACUGACUUCAGAUUGCAGAACUUGAUGCUUUUCAGUCAUACACAGCAAUGUUUUAUGAGUCUGUUAGUUACAGUGAUUAACUGCAACAUUUCAGUAGAAGACUUGCUCCUAGGGCUAGCUGAACUAUUGCAUCCUCCAGUAUGGAUUGGAAGUCUCAAGUGUUGCAGUUGUACUGGUUCAGUAUUUCUUCCCAGUUUCCUCUUGCAAUGUAUUGCCUCGCUUUUCAGGGCGUGCUCUUUGAGAUCUCCAACACUGUGCAGUUUCAUCCAGUUCUUGGAAGUCUUGCUUGUCUCAUCUGUAGCAUGUACUGUUAAUAUCUUAUCCCUGAUCAGUAGUCACUUCUUUGAAACUAUACUUUUGCACUAACCAUACAACUUGCUGCUUCUUAUGGUGCUUGUAAGCACUUGGACAGCCAUCCAACUGAAGCCUGCUUGGAAACUGAAGCUACCCAAGGUCUCAACCAGCGAGAGCUCGUUCCUUUGGAUGAUGGUUUAUUCCAUGGUGUAGCAGAGGUUUGUCAAAUUUGGAAUGAGACUCAGUGCUAACUACUGGAGGACAUAGAGUGAGGAUUCGAGGCAAGUAUGGGCUAAAGCUUUGGAAUUACUUGCUACAUCUGAAGCACAAGAUUUCUUCCUAAUGGACAAGGCAUUCGUGGAGUCACCCUGCAUUAAAGAUGCUUGUUGAAGGAGUUGGAUAAAUUCCUUGGGGGUAAAAGGAAUUCUGGAGUCUGAAGUCAACAGAGAAGGCCAAUGAUGACAAGCUGCCAAGGAUGACAAACUGGCCCUGCAAGAUGCUGCCAAGACAGAUUCCAGCGCACUCAAAUAAGAUGAAAAAGAUGUGUAGAGAUGCUUUUCUGCCUGGUCGCUGUUAUUUUGAAGCAGCAAAAGAGGAGUGUUGCAGAGAUCCUUGGUUGCUGAUGAAAGACAGUAAUCUUGAUGAGGUUCAGGUGCAAGUCCAUCCUAAACUUUCCUCCACUGAAGAUGCAUUACAGUAUGUGGAGGAGUUAAUUCUCCAGUUGUUAAAUAUGUUGUGUCAAGCCCAACCAAGAAGUUUUCUGGAUGUAGAGGAUCGUGUUCAAAAAAGUUUUCCCCAUCCUAUUGAUAAGUGGGCAAUAGCUGAUGCCCAGUCUGCUAUUGAGAAGAGGAAACGAAGAAAUCCGUUAUCUCUCCCAGUAGAAAAAAUCCAUCCCUUAUUAAAGGAAGUUCUAGGCUACAAAAUUGACCACCAAGUGUCUGUUUACAUAGUGGCAGUAUUAGAAUACAUUUCUGCAGACAUCUUAAAAUUGGUUGGGAAUUAUGUACGGAAUAUAAGACAUUAUGAGAUUACAAAACAAGAUAUUAAAGUGGCAAUGUGUGCUGAUAAGGUAUUAAUGGAUAUGUUCCAUCAAGAUGUAGAAGACUUAAGUGCACUAACUUUAUCUGAUGAGGAACCCUCCACCUCAGGGGAGCAAACCUAUUAUGACCUAGUGAAGUCAUUUAUGGCAGAAGUUCGACAAUAUAUAAGGGAACUAAAUCUCAUUAUCAGAGUUUUUAGAGAGCCAUAUGCCUCCAACUCCAAACUAUUUUCAUCUCAUGAUGUAGAAAAUAUAUUUAGUCGUAUAUCAGACAUUCAUGAACUUAGUGUGAAGUUAUUGGGUCAUAUAGAAGACACUGUUGAAAUGACAGAUGAAGGUAGCCCUCAUCCACUAGUAGGCAGCUGUUUUGAAGACAUGGCGGAGGAACUAGCAUUUGAUCCCUAUGAAUCAUAUGCGCAAGAUAUUUUGCGACCUGGUUUUCAUGAUCAUUUUCUAAGUCAGUUAUCAAAGCCAGGAGCAGCAUUUUAUUUACAGUCAAUAGGUGAAGGCUUUAAAGAAGCUGUUCAGUAUGUUCUACCCCGACUGCUCCUUGCCCCUGUUUACCACUGUCUUCAUUAUUUUGAACUGCUAAAACAAUUGGAAGAAAAAAGUGAGGAUGAAGAGGAUAAAGAGUGCUUAAAGCAAGCAAUAACUGCCCUACUAAAUCUUCAAAGCAGCAUGGAACGGAUAUGCUCCAAAAGCCUUGCAAAACGAAGGCUUAGUGAAUCUGCAUGCCGAUUCUAUACGCAGCAGAUGAAGGGGAAACAGCUAGCAAUUAAGAAAAUGAAUGAAAUCCAGAAAAAUAUUGAUGGUUGGGAGGGUAAGGACAUUGGACAAUGUUGUAACGAGUUCAUCAUGGAAGGAACACUCACGCGUGUAGGAGCAAAGCACGAGAGACACAUAUUUCUAUUUGAUGGCUUAAUGAUUUGCUGUAAGUCAAAUCAUGGCCAGCCAAGACUUCCUGGUGCUAGCAAUGCAGAAUAUCGUCUAAAAGAAAAGUUCUUCAUGCGAAAGGUACAAAUCAACGACAAAGACGACACUAAUGAGUACAGACAUGCAUUUGAAAUCAUCUUAAAAGAUGAGAACAGUGUUAUUUUUGCUGCUAAAUCAGCUGAAGAGAAAAACAACUGGAUGGCAGCGUUGAUAUCUUUGCAAUAUAGAAGCACCCUGGAAAGGAUGUUGGAUGUAACAAUGUUGCAGGAAGAAAAAGAGGAGCAGAUGAGAUUUCCAAAUCCUGAGCUUUAUAGAUUUGCAGAACCUGACUCUGAAGAGAAUAUUGUGUUUGAAGAAAACAUGCAGCCCAAAUCUGGAAUCCCCAUCAUCAAGGCAGGAACUGUUGUCAAGCUCAUCGAGAGGCUGACUUACCACAUGUAUGCAGAUCCCAACUUUGUUCGGACUUUUCUCACAACGUAUAGAUCCUUCUGUAAACCUCAAGAGUUGCUGAGUCUGCUAAUAGAAAGAUUUGAAAUUCCAGAGCCUGAGCCAACAGAAGCUGAUCGUAUUGCUAUGGAGAAUGGAGACCAGCCUCUUAGUGCAGAGUUAAAAAGAUUUAGGAAAGAGUACAUUCAACCUGUGCAGCUACGAGUAUUAAAUGUAUGUCGACACUGGGUAGAACACCACUUCUAUGACUUUGAAAGAGAUGCUGAUCUUCUGCAACGUUUGGAGGAAUUCAUUGGAACAGUAAGAGGCAAAGCGAUGAAGAAAUGGGUUGAAUCAAUCACAAAGAUAAUCAACCGGAAAAAGCAGGCACAAGCCAUUGGGCCAAGUCACAACAUUACUUUUGAGAGCCCACCUCCAGCGAUUGAAUGGCACAUAAGCAAACCAGGACACACAGAGACUUUUGACUUGCUCACUUUGCAUCCAAUAGAAAUUGCUCGGCAGCUCACUUUACUUGAGUCAGAUUUUUACAGAGCUGUGCAGCCAUCUGAACUAGUUGGAAGUGUGUGGACAAAGGAAGAUAAAGAAAUUAAUUCUCCCAACCUUCUCAAAAUGAUAAGGCAUACAACUAACCUCACCUUGUGGUUUGAAAAAUGCAUUGUAGAAACAGAAAACCUAGAAGAAAGAGUAAUUGUAGUGAGCCGGAUAAUUGAGAUCCUGCAAGUGUUUCAAGAGCUAAACAACUUUAAUGGAGUCCUUGAGAUUGUCAGUGCUAUGAACUCCGCAGCAGUGUAUAGGUUGGAUCACACAUUUGAGCAAAUUCCAAGUCGCCAGAAGAAGAUUUUAGAAGAAGCUUAUGAGCUGAGUGAGGAUCAUUAUAAGAAAUACUUGGCAAAACUCAGGUCCAUUAAUCCUCCUUGUGUGCCUUUUUUUGGGAUUUACUUAACUAACAUUUUGAAAACAGAAGAAGGCAACCCUGAAUUUCUAAAGCGGCAUGGGAAAGAACUUAUAAACUUCAGCAAGAGAAGAAAGGUAGCUGAAAUAACAGGAGAGAUACAGCAGUACCAGAACCAGCCAUAUUGUUUAAGAGUGGAAUUUGACAUCAGGAGAUUUUUUGAAAACCUGAAUCCAAUGGGAAACAGCAUGGAGACAGAAUUUACAGAUUAUCUGUUCAACAAGUCACUAGAGAUAGAGCCACGAAAUGUCAAGCCUCCACCAAGAUUUCCCAAAAAAUACAGCUAUUCUCUCAAGUCCCCAGGUGUUCGUCCCUCUAAUCCAAGGCCAGGUACCAUGAGACAUCCUACACCCCUGCAACAGGAGCCAAGGAAAAUUAGUUACAGCCGCAUCCCAGAGAGCGAGACUGAAACCACAGCAUCUGCACCAAACUCUCCCCGAACACCUUUGACCCCUCCUCCUGCUUCUGCUACUUCAAGUACUACAGAUGCCUGCAGUGUGUUUGACUCAGAUCCUUCAAGUCCUUUUCAUGCAAGAUCUGCUUCUGUGUCAUCCAUAAACUUCACCAAAAAUUCAGAUGAAGCUCAUGUUCCCCCUCCAGUUCCUCCACGACGAAGGCCAGAGUCUGCCCCAGCUGAAUCCUCCCCAUCAAAAAUUACUUCUGCACACCUGGACAGCCCACCAGCAAUCCCUCCUAGGCAACCAACCUCUAAAGUGUAUUCACCAAGGUACUCAGUGCCUGACCGGACCUGCAUCUCUGACCCCCCUGAAAGCCCUCCUGUAUUACCACCACGAGAACCUGUGCGAACUCCAGAUGUUUUCUCUAGCUCACCACUACACCUCCAACCUCCACCACUGGGGAGAAAAAGCGAACUCGGUAACACCUUUUUCCCAAACAGUCCAUCUCCGUUUACUCCACCUCCCCCUCAGACACCUUCUCCACAUGUAGCACGGAGGCAUCUUCCAUCACCACCUUUGAUACCGCAAGAUGUGGACCUCCAUUCUGUUGCUGGACCACCUGUUCCUCCACGACAAAGCACUUCUCAACAUAUCCCAAAGCUUCCUCCAAAAACUUACAAAAGGGAGCACACACACCCAUCGAUGCAUCGAGACGGGCCACCGUUGCUGGAGAAUGCCCACUCCUCCUGAACUAUCCCUUGCGCUGGGAGUCGCAUUUUCCUGGUGCUACGUCUGUUGCUGGCAAUGGAUGCACUGAACCUGGUGGUGCCAAGGAGUUGGGAUGUGUAUGCAAACACUAAAAACUCUCCAAUAGAUUGGAAAUGCAGUGUACAGAAACGGAAUUGCAAAAACAGACAUUGUAGUGGAAAAACCGUUUAACUUGCUGUUCUUGUUUUAGUAUGCAGGACAUUGUUCUAAAGUAAUUGGACAACUGAUUGUAUCAGAAAAAAAGCAGACUUGAGAGACUUCUUUGGCCAAUGAGCAAAGACUGUGUUUGUGUAAUGAUCAAUAAUGUCCAGUACAGGAAGGAAAACAGUCUUGUAUCCAUCAGUUCCAUACAAUGGCACAGUUUCUGGAAUGAAAACAUUAUGCACUUUUUUUAAAUCUCAAACAGGGAACUUUAUAUCCUUCUUAAUUUUCCUUUGCUUUACUCCCUGCUUUAAAAUACUUUCCUAAAAUUAUGAGGAGGACUGUGAGGAAGAUCUGUGGUACCUAACCAAGCUAGAAUUAAGGCAAAGCACUGUAUUGCGGUCCUGUUUACAAGUUGUUACAAUGAGUAGUAGGGGGUACCUAGGCUUCACCAAAGAGGUACUUUAUUAUUAUUUUCUGAAAUAUUAUGGUGCCAGUUCAAAAAUAAAUUUUUGCCAGGAAGCAUAAUGUCUAGUUAUUGCUUUCUUUAGAUAGAGCAGAUGAAAGUCUUACAUCACUAAGAUGACAGCGUAUUUUUUUUGAAAAGCAGCACUAUCAUCUGAAGUAAACUAGUGGUUUAUACUAGUAUAAACUAGUAUACUACUACAUUUAGAAGACUGUUAAUCUCUGCUAGGUUAUGUCACAUUCUUUUUAAGGUUUACUGAUAAUCCAUUUCAUGGCUAGUAGCAAUUCUUUUUCAGUCAUGCCAUGAAAACAGUCACUCGUGAAAAGGAGCACUCACUGGUCAACCUCCAUAGCUAUUGUCAUGUUUUACUAACAAUAGAUUAAUCAGCAUACAUAGAAUUGCCUUGCAGUUGCAUAAAUCGUGUAUAUAGUGAACGUUGCAUAAAUAUACUUGCAGAUUGUUUUUAAUUUAAUUGAAAUAAAGAUACAGAUAUGUUUGGCUGA